Cornus florida is the source of this 1215-nucleotide messenger RNA. RefSeq lists its product as uncharacterized. Lineage: Eukaryota; Viridiplantae; Streptophyta; Magnoliopsida; Cornales; Cornaceae. The transcript is spliced from 2 exons. The record is from RefSeq and is a predicted model, not a curated record. Bases 180 to 734 code for a protein of 184 amino acids.
GGCAAACUGAACUUUUGCAACUUUUGGCAGGUCCACACUACAUACUCUGUUACACAUUUCAACUCCCUUAUCUUUGAGUGUUCUCUAUUUGGAAUUUGACAUAAAAUUGGGGUUUCUUCCACAUGAUCUAUAUCACUAGCUUUCUUCAAUUUUCUUCCGAUCAUCGUUAACGGGAUUUAAUGGAACAAAUUUUGAUGAUUUACCAAACAAUCUAUCGAAAUUUUAGAACCAAAGGGUCCAAGAUUAGUAAGUCACUUCAAGUUGCUUUCCUUUUGGUGGUUUGCCUUUGGCUGGUAUACCAGAUCAAUCAUCAUCCACACGAUGAUCCUCACAGUUAUGGUGUGAAUACCCAUAGAAAACUGCGCAAUGAACAUGCAACCACAGUUAUGGGACCAAAACAGAACGUGGGGUUCCAAGAUGGAGCUAUGACAGAUUCAGAUCGAAUUGGAUGGGAAGACGGUGAAGGCAGAGAAUAUGGCGGCAGGGACUUAGAUAGGGACUCCAAGGAGGACGCUGGAGUGGAGUUUGAAGACAAACACGAGGAAUUAACGCGCGGUGAGGUAGAAGAAGAGUCACCGAGCAAUGGAGACAGAGUGGAAGAAGAACAUGACACUGGCAGGGAAGAAAGUGACAAUGAAAGAGGAUUUUAUGGUUUUCAUGAUGAGAACGGGGUUCCACCUGAUGCCCUAAAUCUUGUAAAUCCAACUUCUUAUGAUACACUUUGGACAGCCUAAACCAUAUGAUCCAAGUGGUAAAUAUUUAGUGCAGAGUUUGCAAAUUCUUCUCAGGGCAGUGAAAGAAGUGAUGGGUAACACAGCUUUGAAAUUCUAGUUGCAGAAUUGAGCUCUGCUUCAAUCCAUCUGGUGAAGAACUUGAUAUGUUAGGCAGGAUAAGAAUAAGUUGUAGUUCAUAUCUUACUGAAAAAUUACAAACUUGAAGACUGAAUCACAGUUUCGAAAAUUGUAUUGUAAAUUUGUAACAAGGCUUAUUGAAGAUGCAAGGAAUUGUUCUCUGUAUUUAGAAAGUAUUCUCUUACACUUCACACAAUCUGCCUCUUUCCAUUUCUUUAACUUCUAUUUAUAUUGUACAUUUGCCCUAAAUCCUAUCCCAAAACUCUCAAACCAGGGCCAAUCUUUAGUGGGUCUCUCCUUUGGGCCGUAGUCAAUGGAAAUCCCUUCUGCAACGCUGGCGGGUUGUUCUGAAAGUGGAUCAACA